This is a messenger RNA of Abrus precatorius (Indian licorice), 1225 nucleotides long. Its product is annotated as sec-independent protein translocase protein TATB, chloroplastic. Gene Ontology annotation, cellular component: membrane. The record is from RefSeq and is a predicted model, not a curated record. The transcript has 6 exons. The coding region runs from base 219 to 1037 and encodes 272 amino acids. Gene Ontology annotation, biological process: protein transport by the Tat complex. Lineage: Eukaryota; Viridiplantae; Streptophyta; Magnoliopsida; Fabales; Fabaceae.
UGAGUAUCGUUUGAAUUCUUGCUGCAAAAAUAACUAUCACUGCAAAGAUAAGGUUUUGGGAAAAUUAGUAAGAAAAUCCCCAAAUCAAUAAUAAGCCCGAUUGGUAAUAAUAGAAAUACUUUUGAUUUGACCAUUCAAUUGGAGAUAGGAUUGUUUGUGCGCAGCAUUUCUUAUUCCACAUUCAUCAAAAUCUUCGAAGAAACAACAUAGUCUUCGAAAUGACACCAUCCUUGGCAAUGGCUUCUUCAUCAAUGUUAUGUCCGAAACUGGGUACUUGUGCAGUGUCAGUGUCGUCUUCUACAAUUUCACAUUCAAAAUUUCAACAUUUUCAUCUCUCUCCGUUGCUCUCUCCACUGGGUCGAGGCCUUUUCUCGCCCUGGAUUGGUUUAAAGCAUAUGGGUAUCUCGACUAAGCUAAAACCUCUUCUUCACAUAGAUAGAAAGGGUAAGGUGGUUCAUGCGUCUCUCUUUGGGGUUGGAGCUCCUGAAGUUCUGGUCAUUGGGGUCGUAGCUUUGUUGGUUUUUGGUCCUAAAGGUCUUGCUGAGGUUGCUCGAAAUCUGGGAAAAACAUUGCGUGCAUUUCAACCCACCAUUAGAGAGCUUCAGGAUGUUUCAAGGGAAUUUAAGAGUACACUUGAACGGGAGAUUGGCCUUGAUGACAGUUUAAGUCCAACCCAGAACACAUAUAGUUCCAGUGUACGCAAUGCCGCAUCAACUCCAUCAUCCACUGUUGAUUCCAAUGGUACACGAGAUCCAAUUAGAGCAUACAGCUCUGAGGAGUAUCUUAAGAUUACAGAGGAGCAGCUAAAGGCAGCUGCUGCACAACAGCAGGAGCAGUCACCUCCUCCUCAAGAAGCCAAGAUUGAACCUCAAAUCCAGCCUCCUGAUGAUUGGCUUAAUCAUGGUGUGCAGCUAAGGAAACAGCUACUACUGUGCCUCCACCUCAGAAGCCAGAAAAUGAGACAUUACCUCGGGAUUCGUAGGGAGUACAAAGUAACUCGUCAAGUUAUCACUUCAGUGCCCGAAUGUGGGCACUAGUGAUGGGUCACGCAAUUUUGUUACCUUGUAGUCACUAGAAUUAUGUAAAAAGUAAAGAAGAAAACCAUUGAAACGUAGCGUGUUUCUGAAUUUAUAGUUAAUGAGUUACCAAUGCUGUUUGUCUGCCUUUUUUUCUAUAUCUUAACAGCAACAGAAAUAAUUAUAAGGGUCCUGUUAACAGUGCCUUG